This is a messenger RNA of Actinia tenebrosa (Australian red waratah sea anemone), 877 nucleotides long. RefSeq lists its product as uncharacterized. The record is from RefSeq and is a predicted model, not a curated record. Lineage: Eukaryota; Metazoa; Cnidaria; Anthozoa; Actiniaria; Actiniidae.
UCGGUCAGUGCUUUCAAGUUAUUCGGGAACACAAUAGAAGCGAUGACGUCAAUCAGUAGGAAAAAAACCUUGCAAUCGUCAACCAAAUCAGUUCAUUCACGGCGUGAAAAUAAAAUGAAUAAUAAUAAUAAUCAAAACUAAUAAACCAUAAAGAUGAGUUCAAGUGCUUUUGGUUCAGUAUUCUGAGGACCUCGAAGCAAGCAGGACACUACUAGAUUCGGAUUUGGGAUCCUAUUAAUUUCUGAACUCCUUGUAGUUGAUAAAAGUAAAAAAAGAUGAUGAUGAACUUGAACGUUUUUGGAAGUAUUUGUAUUCUACUUGUUCUCUURGCGACUGUUUCUGCGCAGAAUACAACAACGACAGCAGCAUCAAACACAACCGCAGCAGCAACAACAACAGCAGCAACAACAACAGCCGCAGCACCAAACACAACCGCAGCACCAAACACAACCGCAGCACCAAACACAACCGCAGCACCAAACACAACCGCAGCAUCAACAACAACCGCAGCACCAACAACAGCCGCAACAGGAGCAACAACAGCAGCAACAACAACAGCAACUAAAUCAAGUAAGUUUGACAACCUGGAAAUCUUUAACAUUUAUCAUUUUCAUAUUUCAAAAUUUAAAACCAUCAUUAUACUUUUACCCCUGCUGACUGUGAUAUAUAUAACAUAUAAAGCUAAGACCGAAAUGAUAAUGGGAAGUACGUUAAUUAUCUAGAGAUACAUCACGUGGAAUGUUCAUAAAUUGUGCACUGACAGAAAACAUGAAGGAUUUUAACACGUUUCAUAUCGACUAMAUACACUUAUUUCAAUAAAGUUAGUCACCAAAAACCUAGAAAGCUGAGAUCAGUGAGCAUCAUGGGAAGCUUUUCA